AUGCAAUCCCAAGUCCUCCACCACCGACACCAUGACACCACCACCACAACCACCACCCUCCCCCAGUCCCCAGAACAAACACCCCUCCCUCCCGAAACCAACUACACCCUCCCCAAACAAACCACCUGGCUCCACCCAGCCACCUACACGACCCUCCACCACGAGACCUUCAACAUCUACACGCACCUGCUCCCGGCGCUGUGCUUCCCGACGCUCGCCGUCCUCGCCCCCGACCUACCGCGCCUGCACAUCCUCAGCUCCACCGCGUGCCUACUACUAUCGGCGGCCUACCACGCCAACAACGGGCACUCGGCCUACGCGCUGAAAGCGGACUACUGCGGGAUCCUGGGGCUGCUGGUCAGCAACUUUGUGACGGGGUUGCAUUCUGCGUUUGUGGGGGCCCACGGGGUGGAAGGGGAGGAAGAGGCGAGAAGGUGGUGGCGGGAUGUUUAUAUUGCUAUCACCAUCCUCCUCACCCUCCCUUCGCUGGGUCUGCAUCUUCAUCCUGCUGCGGCGGCGGCUUCAUCGUCACGUAUACCUACGGCCACUUGUUCAGUCGACAACAUAGUCAACAGCACACUCGACAGUACAACCACCAGCACAGCUACCACCACAGUCACCAGCACAUUAAACAAUCCCCACCGAAACGACCCCCACCGCACCCUCCGCGUCACCGCCCUCAUCUUCACCGGCCUGAGCGCCCUCAUCCCCAUCACCCACCUGUACCUCCUGCACGACGCCCGCUACCUCCUCGCCGUCGGCGUGGGGUGGUAUGCCCUCGAGGGGAUGGCGUUGAUCCUCGGCGCCGUGGUGUAUCUGGUUAGUUUUCCCCCUCCUGCGCAAGAAUUGGAUAUCACCCCUAUAGACAUACCCAAAAAGAAUGCCGUGGAGAGCACGCACAUAAGCAAAAAGGCUAAAAUGAACCCCCACUAAAAGAAUAAAAUCCCCGAACGAUGGUACCCGCACAGUAAGGUCUUCAUGCUGUGGUCGUCCCAUGCCUUCUGGCAUGUGCUCGUGCUCGUCGGCAUGGUGGCGCAUACGAUGGGGCUGGCUUGUGCGAUGGGCGUCGAGGCGGGAGGGGAUUGAUGUUUCGUAAAGGUGACUUAGGACUGACGGGGUUGGAAACUGGACUUUCCAGAUUGAAGGUGUGAGAUUGGGGGUAAUGGGUCGUUGCCAUCCAUGUCUUCGCCUUGGAUUUCCGGGUUCGGUUUGGACGGAGUCGUGAAGCCAAGACGAGAGGAAUCGGCAGUCGUGAAGAUGCGGUAGACUGACUCAGUUUUGAGUGUGGAUGGGAGAUCAUGGAUACCGAGUAUCCUCCAGGCGAGGAUGGUGC
Messenger RNA from Aspergillus fijiensis CBS 313.89, 1333 nucleotides. Its product is annotated as hemolysin-III family protein. Lineage: Eukaryota; Fungi; Ascomycota; Eurotiomycetes; Eurotiales; Aspergillaceae. The record is from RefSeq and is a predicted model, not a curated record. The transcript is spliced from 2 exons. Gene Ontology annotation, cellular component: membrane. Gene Ontology annotation, molecular function: signaling receptor activity. Bases 1 to 933 code for a protein of 310 amino acids.